Messenger RNA from Saccoglossus kowalevskii, 1923 nucleotides. RefSeq names its product T, brachyury homolog (gene bra). Gene Ontology annotation, cellular component: chromatin; nucleus. NCBI's taxonomy places the organism in Eukaryota, Metazoa, Hemichordata, Enteropneusta, Harrimaniidae. Gene Ontology annotation, biological process: cell fate specification; regulation of transcription by RNA polymerase II; positive regulation of DNA-templated transcription. The record is from RefSeq and is marked provisional. Gene Ontology annotation, molecular function: DNA-binding transcription factor activity, RNA polymerase II-specific; RNA polymerase II cis-regulatory region sequence-specific DNA binding.
CCUCCGUGAAGUAUACUUGACCUUUGAGUUUUUACACAUAUAUACUGAUAAUUCUACGUCUACAGACACGAUAUGACAACAGUUGACAUGAAGCCACCGUCGUACAACGUGAACCACCUCUUGAGCGCCGUGCAGAGCGAGAUGAACGACUGUACCAAAAAGGGAGACCCAACGGAACGACACGUUAAAAUAUCGCUAGAAGACGUGGAAUUAUGGAAACGCUUUGGGAAUUUGACAAAUGAAAUGAUUGUCACCAAGAACGGAAGACGAAUGUUUCCAGUCCUCCGUAUCUCAAUCUCAGGGCUGGAUCCAAACGCCAUGUAUUCGGUACUUCUAGACUUCGUGGCCGCCGACAAUCACCGCUGGAAGUAUGUGAACGGUGAAUGGGUGCCCGGCGGUAAACCCGAAGCCGCUGCACCGAGUUCUGUCUAUAUACACCCUGAUUCGCCUAACUUCGGAGCCCACUGGAUGAAGCAGUCUGUUAAUUUCAGUAAAGUGAAACUAACAAAUAAACUCAACGGCGGCGGGCAUAUCAUGCUGCAUUCUCUUCAUAAAUACGAACCUAGAGUUCAUAUCAUCAAAGUUGGAGGUAACGAAAAACAGCGCAUGGUCAGCACCCAUACUUUCAAAGACACCCGUUUCAUUGCCGUUACCGCCUAUCAGAACGAAGAGAUUACUGCACUCAAGAUAAAACACAAUCCGUUUGCUAAAGCCUUCCUAGACGCCAAAGAAAGGUGUGAUAGCAGAGACCUAUUUGCCGAGGCCCAUGUGCAUGACAUGCAGCAACAGUGCUCACAGCUUGGUGGAUGGUUUCUCCCUGGUACGAGUGCGUUAUGUCCCGCUCCAGACCCCAGACAGUUCAGCAGUAUAGGUUUACAUGGAAGCGCACCUGGCUGUGAACGCUACAACAGUCUCAGAUCUCACAGAAGCGCUCCGUACCCAUCACCGUACCAAAAACACUCACAAACUGCCAAUAGUUACGCAGCCGAGUCAAUGCUGUCAGCUCAUGAAAACUGGCCGGCUCUACCCGUCUCGUCGCACACAUCGCACCCCAGCAGCCAAUAUCCAUCAAUGUGGCAGAUGGGAACACCGGUGACUAGUGCUAACACAGCCAUACCAACGGGAAUUAUUCGAUCGCCAUACGGCUCGAUCCCCGCCACCAUGAGUGGAACGAACAGCUUACAUUCCGGUCAUUCGCCUAUCUACGAGUCGUCGCACACCGACGUUCCGGACACGUACACAACCCACCAAACUUUGUCGGCGCCUAAACAGGGAUGGAACCCCCUCACGCCACCUCUGGUAUAAGACUUAUUUGCACUGAAAAGACAAUUUCUUAAAGUUUUGAUAAGUUUUUUGAACAAAAAUGUUUAUUUUUUAUAUGACGUUGACCGUGACCGCCUCAUGUGGAUGGAUGGCAAAUCAUUCAAGUCCGAAAUUGACAUCCACGACUAAGACCAUACCUACCUCUUCAAUCGCACCGACAAUCGGUAACAAGUUUCAGGGUAAAAUUGAGUCAUUUUCUCUUGUACUUAAAACCUUCUAUUAAAAGUUUCUAUCCAUUUUUUCGGGAUAUUUAAAGAAUAGUUUGUUUUCGUAUUUCACACAGAACGUAAGUGCAAUUUUUAUUUGUUUUGUUUUAUUAUUUUAAUUCAAAUUCAGUUUUCUUGAUUUAUUUCAAAUAAUGUAAUUACGCAGCUACAUUUGGUAUGUAGAAGGUCAACUCCAACACAGUGAUUUUAAUUUCAACGGAAUUCGAUUUCAUAAAAUGCAGGUUUCAGAGUUGAUGUCUCCUCAGUUCCUUAAUGUUUACGUUUUUUUGUUUCAAAUAAUAACCUUGCCAAAUAUUCCUUCAUAUUUAUAUAUUGUAAAUGUUUAUCUGCCGUAUUUUUUCUGAAAGAAUUAAAUAGAAUUUUUUCUACAUGA